GACCCUAAAAUAGAUCUACAGAGGGUAAAUAGGGAUGCUGUCUGCCUUGCCCCACCAGACCACUGUUCUGUGCGGCAACGAACCAACUGUGAGACAAUCAACUUCUGAUUCGGACUGGAGAUAUGAACAGCCAGAGAAAAAAAAUUAUCAGCUAAAACAGAAGGGGAUUUGGACUUAGUGAAGUGAAGCAAAGGGUUUAAAAAGUGCUGGUGUUAUCUGGGACCAGUGGGAACUGCUUCUGCCAGAAGCUGAACGGAUAAAGCGAAGAAAAGACAAAAAGGACACAAAGCAAAGGAUACUGCUCUUUCACUGGAUUGUUGUGCUCCCUUGGAUUUUUGUUCCCUCCUCCUGAUCUAAGAGCAUCGGAGGAGAUAUUGCUGCCACCACUGCAAGGAUGAAGUACAACUACCAUGUACCAUUUUCAACUUACACACGCAGUUCACAAUACACACCAACAUACCACACACCUUCCUAUUAUAACCCCUCACAUUACACACCUACCACAUACACAUCCACAUAUGCCUCAGUGUCAAAGUACACCCCAACAUAUCACGGCACCACAAAUUACACCCCAUCACGUUUCACAUCCAGUUACAAAGCUGCGUCGACAUACAUCCCUUCGUACGGCAAAGGAUCACGGUUCAGUUCAACACAUCGCACGCAAGCACAAGAAAACCCUGCACCUGUAAUACCUGUGGCACCUGCAAAGAGAACUGUGCACUUCCCCAAUGACAUCAUCUUCCAGGAUAUUGUUAGACGAGGAGAUUUGGAGCAAAUUGGUCGCUUCAUGAGAGCAAGAAAGGUUCGAGUGGAUACACUCUUUCAUUCAGGUAUGGCUGCGUUACAUGAGGCAGUGCUGACUGGAAACCUGGAGGUGGUGAAACUGCUGGUGAAAUAUGGCGCUGAUGUCCAUCAGAGAGAUGAGGACGGCUGGACGCCGCUACACAUGGCUUGCAGUGACAGCUACCCAGAGAUUGCCAAGUAUCUGCUGGCAAUGGGAGCAAGCACGGAAGCAGAGAAUGAAAGUGGAGAAAAGCCUGCAGACCUCAUUGACCCAGACUGCAAAGAGCUGACCAAGCUGUUUGAAACUGGCAGCAUGUGACAAGCACCAAAGGCAUCCAUAAGAGAACAACCAUAAACACAGUGAAAAUAGAGAGAAUAGCCAUCCAUAGGGGAGAUGGUAAACAACACCAGAGUGGAAAAAAAUCUUCUGCUGCAGAUUGUACCAUCUCCUGAGAGGCUAAAUUUGGUUUGUUACAUUGACAACUGAAAUUCAGAUCUCUUUAAAAUCAUUAGUUUUAGAAUACAACCUUAAAGCAAUACCCCAUCUAUCUGUUUCUGGUGAUUACUCUAUUUUUCUUUAUUGUAUGUAAGACUUCAUUUGGUGAAUUUGCAUAUUUAUUAUACUUUGUUGUGCCUGUGUUGGUGCUGUAAGGCUAAAUAUUACUCUGCCACUAUCUGACAUGUAACACAAUGCAUGUUGCUGAACCUGAAUGUCAUAUUUACAUGUUAAGGUCUGGCUAUCCAUACAUUUCUGGAGAAAAUUUGAUUUUUAUGCCCAUAAGCUUUACGGUUUAAAUAGCUUACUUGUGCUGAUGUUAAUCUGACUCUUUUUUUUUUUUUUUACUGUAUUUAAAUGCAUUUUUAUGUAUUUUAAUGUGUGCAUAUUGUAUUUACAAUAUAGAAUUGGGGUUGUGAUGACUGCAUUUAAUAUGUUUUUGUAAAUCCUCACUGCAGGGCAGAAAGAGGGUCAUCUAGAUCAAUACAAAAUACUUCACUGAUGGUCAAAAAUUCAAACAAAUUCACAAAAAAGCACCAAGUUUAUGUUAUUAUCCUCUACUGCUGCAGUUUUUCCCCUAAUGUAUUAUAUUAUUUCAUGUAGUAAAAGUACAAAUAUCAUUGAAAGUCUUACUAUUUUCAGUUUAGUUAUGAAUUUUGUACUUUUUCA
Melanotaenia boesemani (Boeseman's rainbowfish) is the source of this 1948-nucleotide messenger RNA. Its product is annotated as protein phosphatase 1 regulatory subunit 27. Bases 395 to 1102 code for a protein of 235 amino acids. NCBI's taxonomy places the organism in Eukaryota, Metazoa, Chordata, Actinopteri, Atheriniformes, Melanotaeniidae. The transcript is spliced from 3 exons. The record is from RefSeq and is a predicted model, not a curated record. Gene Ontology annotation, molecular function: phosphatase binding.